This is a messenger RNA of Topomyia yanbarensis, 1734 nucleotides long. Its product is annotated as membrane-bound alkaline phosphatase-like. Gene Ontology annotation, molecular function: alkaline phosphatase activity. The record is from RefSeq and is a predicted model, not a curated record. NCBI's taxonomy places the organism in Eukaryota, Metazoa, Arthropoda, Insecta, Diptera, Culicidae. The transcript is spliced from 2 exons. Bases 75 to 1661 code for a protein of 528 amino acids. Gene Ontology annotation, biological process: dephosphorylation.
UGCCACCAUUCAUAAAAACCAAACGAGCAAACUCCAGGCAGGUUAAUUGUUCGUCCAUCGUUCGAUUGGCAAGCAUGAGGCUACUGGUGUUUUGUGCAACGUUUUCGGCUCUGGUCAUCGCCUUGCCGUUGGACGAAGGAACCAAACGGUCGCUGUCGGAUGAUGGCUAUCAUCCGAGCUUCCCCGAAGAUCGUUCCAUCAAGCUUGACUCCCGAAAUGCUCAGUUGGAGCAAACCAUUGAUUACUGGAGGCAGGAGGCCCGAAAAACAGUUGACAUGCUGGUCAAACGCACGGAAAACAGGAACAUCGCAAAAAACGUAAUAUUUUUCCUCGGCGACGGAAUGUCGAUCGCAACGGUAGGAAUGGCCCGCAUUUACGCCGGUGGUGAAGAGAAACAGUUUGCCUUCGAUAAGUUCCCCUACACAGGAAUGUCGAAAACCUACUGCGUAGAUUAUCAGGUACCGGACUCAGCCUGUACCUCGACGGCAUAUUUAUCCGGCGUUAAGGGGAAUUAUGCAACCAUAGGCGUUAACGCUCAGGUUCCGAAUGAGGACUGCACAGCGGAGCUGGAUAGAACCACCCACACACAUUCGAUAGCUGAGUGGGCCAUGGAUGCCGGAAAGGACGCAGGUCUGGUCACAACUACUCGGGUGACACAUGCUUCUCCGGCCGGAAUGUACGCCCAUACGGCAAGUCGUGAUUGGGAAUCUGAUUACUGGAUUGCCGAAGAUGGGUGCGAUCCGAAUGUGUUGGAUGACAUAGCGGAACAGUUGGUGCUCGGUGAAACUGGUAAGCGGUUAAAGGUUAUUCUUGGCGGUGGCCGUCGAGAAUUUUACGGAUCAACACACAUUGAUCCAGAGUACAGUACAGAGAAAGGCUUACGCCUCGAUGGUAAGGACUUGGUUCAAACCUGGCUAGAUUUCGCUGAUGAUCGAGAAAAUCGCAGCUUUGUAUGGAAUAAGCAGGAUCUUUUCAAUGUCAAUCCGCAAACAACUGAUCGGUUGUUGGGGUUGUUCGAACCAAGCCACUGUGCGUACAAUCUGGAGCGAGUCCGAAAUAACAUGCAAGGUGAACCUACCCUCGCGGAAAUGGUUGACAAAGCGACCGAUGUUCUCAGCAAGAACGAAAAAGGAUUCUUCCUGUUUGUCGAAGGAGGUCGGAUCGAUUUAGCCCAUCACGACAACUGGGGAAAGCUGGCCUUGGACGAAACGGUGGAGUUCGCAAAAGCUGUCAAACUCGCACGGGAAAAGUUCAGCGAAGAAGACACUCUCAUUGUGGUGACGGCGGAUCACUCGCAUAGUCUCAGCUUCAAUGGCUAUCCGAGCCGCACAGGUAACGUUUUCGGUGUGGCUGGAACCGGAUCUGAUGGUCUACCGUACAUGACCAUGAGCUACGCUAACGGACUGGGAUUCUACGACCACAUCGACACCGAAAAUAAGGGACGAAUGAACGUCACAGCGAUGGACACGUCGCCAGAUUUCUUCCGCUUUCCGGCAACCCUACCAGUCAAGUCGGAAACUCACGGUGGAGAAGAUGUCACCGUGUAUGCCUCCGGACCGUGGGCUCAUCUGUUCACGGGAACCUACGAGCAGAACACAAUACCCCACAUGAUGGCUUACGCAUCCUGUAUUGGCGACGGCCUGAAGGCUUGCCCGACGUGAAAUCUUUCGCGCAGUUUGAAAGAGCUUUAAUAUAGUUAAUCAGCGUCAAUCUCGAUUUGUACCAGUCAGUAAA